UCACUCUCUGUGUCACCCGCUACCAAACAAAACCUUCGCCGUUUAGCUUCUCAUGGCCAUCGUCGACGACAAGGAUGACAAAGUCUGGUGUCUGUGUAAGCUGAUGCCGUUUCGAAGAUCUUCUUCUUCUUCCUCCUCUGUUUCCGCUGCUAAUUGGCACAACACUUGUCCGCGGAAUCAAAAUUCACGGUCUAAUAGUGAUGGAUUAAGCUUCCCCAAUGUCUCCGCCGUAGCUCGAUCUUUUCUCCCCGCACGCCGCCGUUUGAAGCUCGAUCCGGAAAAUACUCUGUAUUUUCCAUAUGAGCCUGGGAAGCAAGUUCGAAGUGCGAUUAAGAUUAAAAAUACAAGCAAGUCUCAUGUAGCUUUCAAGUUCCAAACAACUUCACCAAAAAGCUGUUUCAUGCGUCCUUCUGGUGCCAUUCUCGCUCCAGGCAAGAGCAUUAUAGCCACUGCUAUGCACGUGUUCAAAUUUGUAGAGCAUCCAGAGAACAGUGAAAAACCAACAGAACAGAAACGUAAUCUGAAAUACAAAAUCCUGAGCCUCAAAGUUAAAGGAAAUGUGGACUAUGUACCAGAGCUGUUCAAUGAGCAGAAGGACCAAGUAGCCCAGGAACAGAUACUAAGGGUUAUUUUUCUCGACUCCGAACGUCCAUGUCCUGCUCUGGAAAAACUGAAGCGGCAGUUGGAUGAGGCUGAUGCUGCUCUUGAGGCAUGCAAGAAGCCUGCAGAAGCAGGCCAUAGUCUUAUUGGUGAAGGGCUUGUGGUAGAUGAAUGGAAGGAAAGAAGAGGAAGAUACCUAGCUCUGCAGCAAAGUGAAGGGGUAGACUCGGUAUAAGUGGCUGCCCUACUCGGAUUAGAAUUAUUUUUUUAUGAAUUUCAAACAUUUCCAAACUCAAUAAAACGUUUAUUGGUGUUCUAUGUA
This is a messenger RNA of Ipomoea triloba (trilobed morning glory), 922 nucleotides long. RefSeq names its product vesicle-associated protein 4-2-like. The transcript is spliced from 7 exons. Gene Ontology annotation, cellular component: endoplasmic reticulum membrane; plasma membrane. The coding region runs from base 53 to 835 and encodes 260 amino acids. Gene Ontology annotation, biological process: endoplasmic reticulum membrane organization. NCBI's taxonomy places the organism in Eukaryota, Viridiplantae, Streptophyta, Magnoliopsida, Solanales, Convolvulaceae. The record is from RefSeq and is a predicted model, not a curated record.